This is a messenger RNA of Leguminivora glycinivorella, 2191 nucleotides long. RefSeq names its product T-complex protein 1 subunit delta (gene CCT4). The transcript has 11 exons. Gene Ontology annotation, molecular function: ATP hydrolysis activity; ATP-dependent protein folding chaperone; ATP binding. Gene Ontology annotation, cellular component: chaperonin-containing T-complex. Gene Ontology annotation, biological process: protein folding. NCBI's taxonomy places the organism in Eukaryota, Metazoa, Arthropoda, Insecta, Lepidoptera, Tortricidae. The record is from RefSeq and is a predicted model, not a curated record. The coding region runs from base 119 to 1738 and encodes 539 amino acids.
AAAGUCAUUGUCAAUAGUUUUAAUGUUUGUGCUAGUACUCGAAGAAAUAUAUUCCCUAUUUUAAUCCACUUUAAUCGUGUGAAUCUUGCUAUAAACUUAGUGAAAUAAAUCAACAAUAAUGGCUCCUAAAGCGGGUGGUGAUUCCGCUAAAGUUAAUUCGGCUGUUUACAAGGAUAAAAGCAAGCCGACAGACAUUCGGCUGAGCAACAUAAAUGCCGCAAAAGCCGUAUCAGAUGCUAUUCGCACCAGCCUCGGGCCCCGCGGGAUGGACAAAAUGAUCCAAGCUGCGAAUGGGGAAGUGACAAUAACCAAUGAUGGAGCUACUAUUUUGAAACAGAUGAGCGUGAUUCACCCAGCUGCUAAAAUGUUGGUAGAACUGUCCCGUGCCCAAGAUAUUGAGGCGGGCGAUGGCACUACCUCAGUGGUGGUGAUCGCGGGAGCCCUGCUGGACUCUGCUGAAAAGCUGUUGCAGAAGGGCAUCCACCCCACAGUCAUUUCAGAUGGGUUCCAGAAAGCUCUACAAAUGGCUCUGCAGGUGGUUGAAGGCAUGGCGACUCCCGUGGACCUGGCGAAUGAGGAUGCUCUGCUGCAGGCAGCUGCCACUUCCCUCAACUCUAAAGUUGUGUCUCAGCAUUCAACCAUUUUGGCUCCUAUUGCUGUCCAGGCUAUUCGCGCUGUGAUGGAGCCAAUAGUGGGCGGCGUGGGCGCACGCGUGGACCUCCGCGACGUUAAGGUGCUGGAGCGUCUCGGCGGCACCGUCGAGGACACCGAGCUCGUGCAGGGCCUGGUGAUCCCGCACCGCGCGGCCAACGUCAACGGACCGCACCGGCUUGAGAAGGCCAAAGUUGGACUUAUACAGUUCUGCAUAUCGCCGCCAAAGACUGAUAUGGACCACAACGUGAUCGUGUCAGACUACGCCGCCAUGGACCGCGUGCUGAAGGAGGAGCGUCAGUACAUCCUGAACAUCGUGAAGCAGAUCAAGAAGGCCGGCUGCAACGUGCUGCUCGUGCAGAAGUCCAUUCUCAGAGACGCGCUGAGUGACCUGGCCGUCCACUUCUUGGACAAGAUCAAGUGCAUGGUCAUCAAAGACAUCGAACGCGAGGAUAUCGAGUUCGUGUGCAAGACGCUCGGCUGCCGGCCCAUCGCUUCGCUCGACCAUUUCACCGCUGAGAACCUGGUCAACGUAGACCUGGUGGAGGAGGUCAACGAACCCUCCGGCAAGUACAUCAAGAUGAGCGGGUGCUCUAGCGGCGGGCGCACGGUGUCGGUGCUGGUGCGCGGGGGCGGGCGCGCGGUGGUGGCGGAGGCGGCGCGCUCGCUGCACGACGCGCUGUGCGCCGUGCGCUGCGUGGCGCGCCGCCCCGCGCUGCUGCCCGGCGGCGGCGCGCCCGAGGCCGCCGCCGCCGCCGCGCUGGCCCGCGCCGCGCUCGCGGCGCCCGGCGCCGACCACUACUGCCUGCGCGCCUACGCCGACGCGCUGGAGGUCGUGCCCUCUACGCUCGCCGAGAAUGCAGGAUUAAACCCGAUCGAGACAGUGACAGAGCUGCGCGCCGCUCACGCCGCUGGCGGCGCGGGCGCGGCCGGCGCCGGCGUCAACGUGCGCCGCGGACGCGUCACCGACAUGCGACAAGAGCACGUCCUGCAGCCGCUCCAUGUCACGGCUUCAGCGCUGGGCUUGGCCACAGAGACCGUCCGCGCUAUACUCAAGAUCGACGAUAUCGUAAAUACAAUGAACUGAGGUGCCUACGCUAUUCACAAAGUAUUAGUUUUAAUCUCCUUAGUUUCGUUAGAUGCUUGUUUUAAUUUUCGUCACAGGAUGGCAUUUAUGGAUGUUCACAUUAAGUGUUUAUAUUAUUACUAAUUCAGAAUUAAUGACUGUUAUGUCUCACGAUGCUUUUUAAUAUCUCCAUUUUAAAUGUAAACAGUAAUUGGAAUUAAUUUCCUAAAGAUUAGUCACAAUGAUUUUUAUAUUCGAGAUAGUUGUUUUUGUAAAAUUCUUACAACUGUUUUCUAUUGAGAUAACUGUAAGGGAACUGAUCGCCCUGCUAAAUAGUGUGAAGCUCUAUCUCGCAUGUAUUUAUUUUUGUAUUUUUUGUGGUACUAGCUACAAAUAAGUUAAGUCCCGGAAAAUUUCACGAGGACUACACAACAUGCAAAUAUUAAUAUUUCAAAAUAAAAGUAUUAAUUCAAA